GGAAAACGCAUUGAAUUUGAUUUAUGGGACAGGGCAUCAGAUGGCUCUGAAGACUCCCAGGAGCGAGCAACUCUGAAGCAAAGCACCGGUCCGGUUCCAGCAAAACGCAGCAGCUGCAACAUAUAUAUUGUUUAAUUAUCUUCAUUCUCGGACUGGGCUUCAAACCAUUUUGAAGAAAAACUGGAUUUGUAUGUAACCUGCGGAGGUAUUGUAUCAGAGCUUUAUCAGAUAUUUUAAAAGCAGAACAAAAUGUCUUUUACCUCCAAACUCCCCCCGUCCUGGAACGACAGACCUCCUCCUCGUAAGGUGGAGAUUGACCUGAGUUCACCAGGGCUGGCUGUGUUGGAGCUGGAACGACUCCUGUUCACUGGGAAAGCCAUCAACAGCCAUGCAGACGAAGUGUGGCCCAGACUUUACAUUGGAGACCAGGACAGUGCUACGAAUGUCCGCCAGUUGGCCAACCAUCAUGUCACCCACGUCUUGAAUGCAAACCACAGUAAACGGCGAGACGGUGCGGAGACUUACCUGGGAAUGAACAUCAAGUACUUUGGCAUCGAGGCUCAUGACUCCUGUAACUUUGACAUGAGUGUCAACUUCCAGACUGCAGCAGACUUCAUCCACAGGGCCCUCAGUGGAGGAGGUAUAGUGCUGGUGCACUGUGCAGUGGGAGUGAGUCGUUCAGCCACCCUGGUUCUUGCCUACCUGAUGCUGAGACAGAACUUGACCUUGGUGGAUGCCAUCUGCGCCGUGAAGGACAACCGCGGUGUGAUCCCCAACAGAGGCUUCCUCCGACAACUCAUCAACCUGGACACCAAACUGUAUGGCCACCUCCGCAACACUACCUACACCUAGAAGACUGAUUAUAUCAGCUUCUAUUCUAUUCUCUUUCGUCUAUUUGAGCAGUGGGUCACGAACCUUUUCUUUUUUGGGAAACAUUUAUAAAAAAGAAUCAUACUGUGACACUUUCUGUAUUUUCAAAGUUCUAUAUCUUGAAAAUGUAAUUGCUGACAUGCAAAACAUUUUGGUACUGUACCAGCAGUAGACUAAUGAAACAAAUACCAAAAUAUAGUUUGAGUGUAAUUUUCCUUUAAGUUGGUGAAGGCUAUGUGGGAGACUUGCAUUCUAGUUCCCAGUAUUCAAAGUUUAGCUGUAUUCCAUGUUCUGCUUUUCCUAGCAGUGUCUGGCUGUAGAAUUAUUUCGACAUACCUCCCUUUAGAGAUAAGACCGCUGAUGGUUUGGAGGUCAAACUUGAGAAACCUGUCUUAUUGGGAAAUAAGUGGCAAUAUUAUGUAGCCUACUGUAACUUAAGCUUGUGUUGUACACAUUUUUUGGCAAAAUACAUUUGUUUAUUGAGUAUUUUGUAUGUUUCAAGCUGAUAUGAGAAUGCAAUUACUAUGACAUAUUAAAGUAUGUGUGUAUACAUUUUCCUAGUA
Molecule: messenger RNA, 1433 nt
Organism: Oncorhynchus nerka (sockeye salmon)
Lineage: Eukaryota; Metazoa; Chordata; Actinopteri; Salmoniformes; Salmonidae
Product: dual specificity protein phosphatase 26-like
Exons: 4
Coding region: 250-852 (200 amino acids)
Biological process (GO): protein dephosphorylation; negative regulation of MAPK cascade
Cellular component (GO): cytoplasm
Molecular function (GO): protein tyrosine/serine/threonine phosphatase activity; MAP kinase phosphatase activity
Source: RefSeq, a predicted model, not a curated record